AUGUCCUCGAAAUCACCUCUCACGCAACCACCUCGUCCUCCUCCACGUAAAGGACCAAACCCCUACCUCCUCCUGGGGAUGGUAGUAGUCAGUUCAGCAUCAUUCUUCAUCCUGGCUGAGAAAAGACAUAACGACCAACAAGCUUCGGGUACAACCAGGAGGAAGGAGAUGGCAAAUCCACUUUUACCGUCUAGGCAGGCUGAGACGGUGGAACUGCCGCCGAGGAGGAAAGUGGAGUGA
Messenger RNA from Kwoniella botswanensis, 240 nucleotides. RefSeq lists its product as uncharacterized. The record is from RefSeq and is a predicted model, not a curated record. NCBI's taxonomy places the organism in Eukaryota, Fungi, Basidiomycota, Tremellomycetes, Tremellales, Cryptococcaceae. Bases 1 to 240 code for a protein of 79 amino acids. The transcript has a single exon.